CGUUCAUAGAUGGUGUGGUGGUGGUUGUGUUGCUGUAUGUUGCAUUUUAAAGCAACGAUUGAACAUUUGUAUGCGAGACAGAAUUUCAAAGAAAGUGUAAAAACUACAAUAUGAUAAGUGGAAAGUGCAGUUUGAUUGCUGACAUUUUUCUCAGCAUCGAUGGAUUGGAUGGCGAUAAUACUAUUCACUGUCUGUGCUCGAGAGCCUUUGUACAAGAUCAAGAGCUGUGCUGGUAUAGCUUAAAGGACAUCUGUGAGAGCACGGACUUUGCGGAAAACAAGCCUGAAGGUCUGGAAGGAAAUGAUGAGGAGCCAGUUGUGUCUCCUGUAGAUGAAGCACAGCAAGAGGUUAAUGAAGAACUGGAUGAGGAGGCCAUGCUUAUGAUCAGCAUGGGGUUGCCACUCCAGUUUGGUAGCUCCUCAACUAAGAAGCAGUGCACAGUGGUAUAUGAUGAAGGUGGCGGCGGUCAAGAUGCUUCAAAAUGCACAAGAAACAGGAAGAGCAGGAAAUACAACCAUGCAAACUCUGAAAGUCAUAACGAGUAUGUCGCUGUGCAAGGAGGAGAUGCGCAGUGCACUUCAGAAACCAUGGGUGAGCCAAAGAGUGAAGAUGAGAUUGCAGGUGACGGGGGAACCUCAUCCGCUGGGAAUCCCGUGUCCCUGGACUGGAAGAGAUACUGGGAACGGCAUGGAGAAGAGCUUCUUUGGCAAAGCUGGCUGGAAACGCAUCCUGGAGAUUCCAAAGGCGAGUCACUGCCACCAUGGGAUCAUCCCACCAGUAAAAACGAAUGGGAGAGGCAUGCUAAUGAAGUGUACUUCUGCUACUGGGAACAGUUUCAGUACUGGGCCUCCCAGGGGUGGACUGUGGACGAUUCCUGCAGCAGUGCUGCCGAGGAGAAGGUGGUGCCAAGUGAAACGCAGCAGGCUGCUGUCUCGGAGCAAAGUGGGGACGUAAGCGAUGAGCUUCCUCCCAGGGUAACUAGAGACUUUGAAACCGGAAGAAAUCCGGAAGAGAUAGAAGAUCUUACAGGAGAGGCAGCAGAUAUGAUUCAACAGAUAACUCUCAAUUUGGACGAAGGGGAAGCAAGCGGGUCACCUGUGUCGCAAAAUGAGGGCACCUGCUCAGGGUCAAGUCGGACUCAUGAGGAUCUCUCUGUGGUCUCCUGUUCUGAUAGAAACGAGCCUUGUGACGGAGAUAAGCGGAAGAGGGCAGCUUCUUCUGGUGCUAGCCCCAGUGGAACAGGAGAGUCAAGACAGAGUGAGCCAGAGAACAAGAGUGGUUCAGUGGGGGAAAGUUCUCGAAAGGAUGAAGAGAACGACGAUGAUGACCCACCGGAUCAAAGACAAGUCAAGAUAAAAAGGAGCCAUGAACUGGAUCCUGAAGAAAACCCUGCGUUGUCUUUAAAAGAAGCCUGUGAAACGCUGGGUUUGAAGUGUGGCAGAAAAGAAAAAAGCACUCUGCACAUUAAAUCUUACAAAGCCCGCCUGCGUGAAAGGGAUUCUGAACUGAAAUCAAAACUCCUGGGCAGACAUAGGCAUGCCUGCAGUAAAAAUAAGCAUAUCUUCUUUACAGAAGAAGGAGAAGCUCUGGCACCUAAGAUGAGCAAAACAUGUGAUAAAGUUAAGAAAUUUUUAAAAGAGGUUCAGGGGAGUGAUGAGGCGGAAAGGUCUCUCGAGGUAGAGCUGGCUGGAAGCAGCGAGUCUGAAGAAGAGACCAGCGCAAAGACUGAAGUGGCCAGAUUCGAGAGAGAGCCGUCGUCGCUGGAAAUACCAGCCUAUCUUCUGCCUGAAGCUGAUAAAGACUCAGUUGCGGAAAGUUCAAAGGUUUCCAGAAAAGAGAAGAAGAGGAGAAAAAAGAAGGCCCACAAAGUGCCACCUGAAAUAGCAGCCAAGCCUGAACUGGCAAAAUACUGGGCGCAGAGAUACCGACUUUUCUCGAGGUUCGACAAGGGCAUCAAGCUCGAUUAUGAGGGCUGGUUUUCUGUCACUCCUGAGAAGAUUGCGAAGCACAUUGCUCUGCGAGUCCAAAACAGCUUCCACUCCGAUGUCAUUGUAGAUGCUUUCUGCGGUGUAGGAGGCAAUGCUAUCCAGUUUGCUUUGACGGGAAAAAGAGUUAUUGCCGUUGACAUCGAUCCUGUUCGGAUAGCCCUGGCUCGGAACAACGCAAAGGUGUAUGGGGUAGCACAACAGAUUGAGUUCAUCCAGGGGGACUUCAUGGAGCUGGCUGUGGACAUAAAAGCGGAUGUUGUGUUCCUCAGUCCCCCAUGGGGGGGCCCAGACUACCUGACAGCUGAUGUUUUUGAUAUUAAGACCAUGAUGUCUCCAGAUGGUUUUGAAAUUUUCAGAUUGUCCAAACUGAUUUCAGAUAACAUUGUUUAUUUUCUGCCUCGAAAUGCUGAUUUUGACCAGAUAGCUUCAUUAGCAGGACCUGGUGGAAAAGUGGAAGUGGAGCAGAAUUUUCUCAACAACAAGUUAAAAACCAUCACUGCUUACUUUGGCAAUUUGAUCAGAUCUGACUGUGAAGUGUCAGCUGAUUAUUCUACAUAGGUUAAGUGCAUACAUGCACUGUUAAUUAUUAAUGUGUUUAUUACUUUACAAUAGCCUGUUUUCUUGAGAACUGUCAUAUAUUAAGACUUAAUUUUACAUACAUUUUUCAGAAGAUGCCUACAAGUAUUUUGAGAAAUGUUACCAGUGUUCUUGAUGAAUUGUGAAUAUUAAACCUGUUCUGUUAAGUGCCUCAGAAGCGUUUAAUAUUGAAACGAUCAUGUAUUUGUUGUGUAAAGUACCUUUUCUAUAAAAGUGAAUCAGUAAUGCUCAUGCUAUAUCCCAUUAUUGUUUUUUUAUUAUUUUAAAGAUUAUUGGAUUUUUGAACCCAUAUUCAUGUACAGUAUAUGGUAACAAAGCUUGAAUGUUACUAUUGGCAGUUUUAUAUAUUUUUUUGAGGCAUAUCGAUCAAAGUUCCUAUUAAAACAUUAUAUUCCAUAA
Lepisosteus oculatus (spotted gar) is the source of this 2984-nucleotide messenger RNA. It is a transcript of the gene tgs1, whose product is annotated as trimethylguanosine synthase 1. The record is from RefSeq and is a predicted model, not a curated record. Lineage: Eukaryota; Metazoa; Chordata; Actinopteri; Semionotiformes; Lepisosteidae. Gene Ontology annotation, biological process: 7-methylguanosine cap hypermethylation; 7-methylguanosine RNA capping. Gene Ontology annotation, cellular component: nucleus. Gene Ontology annotation, molecular function: RNA cap trimethylguanosine synthase activity.